This is a messenger RNA of Aureococcus anophagefferens, 1763 nucleotides long. RefSeq lists its product as hypothetical. The annotation marks the transcript as partial. The record is from RefSeq and is a predicted model, not a curated record. The transcript has 3 exons. NCBI's taxonomy places the organism in Eukaryota, Pelagophyceae, Pelagomonadales, Pelagomonadaceae.
AUGGCCCGGACGCUGUGCCUCGUGCUGUCCUGCCGCGCCAUGUCGCUGGAGAAGGUCGCGACGCGGCGCCCCGUGCGCAUACACAAGACGUGGUCGACGACGGGCCGGAGCACCGUCGCCGCGCCGCCGCUGCACGCGCCGACGACGCCGAUGCCGCUCGCGCCGCCGGCCGCGGCGCCGCCGCCGCCCGCGGCCGUCGCGGCGGCGGCCCCGGGCUGGAGCCGGCAGCACUACGCGACGCUCGGCGUGCUCUACGUCGCCUACGCCGUGGGCAUGUACGCCAAGGGCACCGUGUCCCUCGCGAUCCCCUUCAUGAAGGAUACGCUGACCCACGACGACGUGAGCAAGCUCCUGACGUUCGGCUCCGCCUGCUACACGCUCGGCAAGCUCCUCGGCGGGCCGGCGACGGACUACCUCGGCGGCCGGCGCACGCUCGUCUUGAUGGCCGCCGUCCAGGACCACGUCGGCCGCCUGGAAGCGGACAAUGCGGCCCUCAAGGCGCGCGUCGCCCUGCUCGAGGGCGACGCGGCCGCCGCGCGCGCCCGGCAGGCGUGCGCCGCGACGGACGCCGCCCCGCGGGCCGUGACGCCGGAGGACCGCGAGCAGCUGCCGCCCGGGCUCGAGGGCCUCGCGCCGUGGUCCGCGGCCGUCGAGGAGCCCGACGCGCUCGAGGCCCUCGCCGCGGCGCUCGCGGCGCACCCGGAGGACGAGCGCUGCGCCGCGGCGCUCGAGGCCCGCGCCCUGGCCGCGGCGCGCGCCGUGACCGGCGAGUUCGAGCGGCGCGCGGCGGCGGACGGCGUCGUCGCGCGCUGCGACGCGGCCGUCGAAUCGGGCGACGGCGACUUCCGCGACGUCUACGGCGUCAUGUGGGACCGCGUCGCGCGGCGCUCCGACGACCUCGCGGCCUACGUCGCCGCGGCGGCGCCCUGCGCGGCCCUGGACGGCGCCGGCGCGGCCCAGCGCGCGGCGGGCGUCGCGGAGCUCGUGAGCGGCGCCGCGCGGACGAAGGAGCGCUUCGACGCCCACUUCCGCGCGCUCGGCGACGUCGCGGGCGUGGCCUGCGACCCGCCGGCGGCCCUGAAGAAGGUCGCGCGCAUCGUCGAGAAGGUCGUCGCCCUCGGGUCGCCCGCGCGCGUCUUCGACGUGCUCCGCUGCCUCGUCGUCGUCGACGACAUGGCGCUCGCGGCGGCCGCGCUCGGCCGCGUCGUCGGCGACGCCGCGCUCGACGUCGUGCGCGUCAAGGAGCGCUUCGUCGCGCGCCCGGCGGCCGGCGGCUGGCGCGACGCGCUCGUCAACGCGCGCUUCGCGGACGACGACGUCGUCUUCGAGGUCCAGAUCGUGCACCGCGAGCUGCUCGUCGCGCGGCGCGGGUUGCCGGGCCACGCGAUCUACAACAAGGUGCGCACGGCGCGCGAGACCCUCGAGAAGAUGGGCCUCUCCCGCGACGACCGGCCGCGGCGCGUCCGCGAGCUCCGGACCGGGGCCGGCGCCACGGCGGCGCGGCUGCGCGCGCUCGGCGUGUCGCUCGACGACCUCGUCGCGGCGCGGUGCUUCGACGCGUCCGAGCUCCGAGCGGGCGGCGCGUCGGCGCAGGAGCUGCGGGACCGCGGCGUGCCCCUCGCGGACAUCCUGCGAGCGGGCUACGCCCCCGAGGAGCUCAGGGUCGCGGACGCGGCGGACCCCGGCGCGCUCCUCGACGCGGGCUACGCCUGGGACGACGUCGCGGAGGCCUUCGACCUCAAGCGGCCGGACAAGCUCGCGCU